Molecule: messenger RNA, 2711 nt
Organism: Linum tenue
Lineage: Eukaryota; Viridiplantae; Streptophyta; Magnoliopsida; Malpighiales; Linaceae
Source: the annotation of a GenBank genome assembly
GUAACGAGCCCAGUUUAAAUGGGUCGGUCCAAAAUAACAAGAAGAUCCAUAUCGGAAAAGGAAAAUGCAAAAGAACGGCGAGUCUCUCUGACUUUUAUUUUUUUUAAUUAAACCCCGAUGGCUAGCAAAUGAAAUUUUCUCGCCAACCAAGUCCAACACACACCCAAGAGGAUUUUCCAGAUUUCUAAAAUUCAAGACAUUAGAACCGAAAAAACAGUUUCAGUUUAACGCACGGCACAAUCAUUGCCUAGAGCAAGGAGCUCCCCGCUUGACUUCACUCAGCAUUGAGUUGCUGGCUGGUUCGCGAGAGCUUAAUUUGACUCUAUUUGGGGGUAAUGGGUCGUUCUCGCGGGAAUUUCCAAUCUGCUGAUGAAGACCCCACCCAGAGAUCAAGGAGGAAAAAGAAUGCUUCUACUGGUGAGAAUCUAGAAUCCACCUCUGCAGGUAUAUAAUCAUCAUUGCAUAGCAGUGUGAUAACAAGGAGAACAAAUACAACCAACGACACGGAAUUGGGGGGAGGGGGAGGUGGGGGUGGGAGAAGUUAUCAUGACUCUUACAUAACACAUAUCCAAGUUAAAACUAUGACUUUAUAUCCAAGUUGAUCUAAGGAGCUUAACUAACCAGCAUUGCUCGUGCAUAUUUUCGCAACCUUGGGAUUCCCUAGUGAGGGGGUUCAAGAACGUAUUUUGCUUGAGUAUGAUUGCUUAACUUAUGCUGGUGUAAUACAUAUCCUUUUUCGGGAUCCUGUUGGGAGCUAUUGAUGGUAAUGUGAAUCAUUAUGUUUGUUUGCUCCUUGAUAUGCAUUUCCUUUUACCUUAUCUAUACCUUUGUCCUUUUUCCGUAUCCCAUUUGGGGAUCAGGACAAGGUGCUGGUGAUGGGAAGAAGGCCUUGUACCAUUGUAACUACUGCAACAAAGACAUAACCGGGAAGAUCCGUAUCAAGUGUGCUAUGUGCCCUGAUUUCGAUCUAUGUAUAGAGUGCUUCUCUGUUGGAGCUGAGAUGCAACCUCAUAAGAGCAGUCACCCUUAUAGGGUUAUGGAUAAUUUGUCUUUCCCACUUAUUUGCCCUGACUGGAAUGCUGAUGAUGAAAUUCUGCUACUGGAGGGGAUUGAAAUGUAUGGCAUGGGCAACUGGACUGAAAUUGCUGAGCAUGUAGGGACAAAGAGCAAAGACGUGUGCAUUGAGCACUAUAAUAAUGUUUAUAUGAACUCCCCAUACUUCCCUCUUCCGGUAUUGCCCAUUUUUAAUAUUCUGAAUUCUACUUCUUUAGUAGCGAAUCGAAAGGAGCUUCUUGCUAUGGCAAAAGGAUCUUCCAUGCACGGGGAGCACAUUUUGAAGGAAGAUUCUCCAUUUUCUCCAUCCAGAGUCAAGUAUGAUUUAUUAAUCGAAGGUGGUUCCUCUGGCCGUUUACUGUCUCCAUUAAACACUGAUAUGGAAUCAGGAGGGCGUCCUAAUAACGCAAAUGCAUCAAAGACUGCUGUUAAAAAGGCAUCUGGUAUUGCCCGGGCUAAAGAUAGCCCGAAUAAUGUUAAAGUCGAAGAUCCUCAUAUAGAAAGGAGUUCCAAGGGAAAGAAACCAAAUUGUCCAGUUGAUGGUCCAUCCCUACUUGAUUUGAGUGGUUAUAACACUAAAAGGCAAGAGUUUGACCCAGCAUACGACAAUGAUGCUGAGCAGUUGCUCGCAGAGAUGGAGUUCAAAGAGAAUGACACUGAGGAGGAGCGUGAAAUCAAGGUUCGGGUCUUGCGUAUUUAUGGGAAGAGGCUUGAUGAGAGGAAGCGUCGGAAGGAUUUCAUAUUGGAGAGAAACUUACUGUAUCCUAAUCCUUUCGAGAAGGACUUAUCUCCUGAGGAGAGGGCAAUCUGUCGACGUUAUGACAUUUUCAUGAGAUUUCAUUCAAAGGAAGAACACGAGGAACUGCUCCGGACAGUCAUCACAGAGCACCGAACUCUCAGAAGAAUUCAAGAACUCAAGGAAAUAAUGUCGCAGGAAGCACGUGCUGCUGGCUGUCGGACUUCUAUCGAGGCGGAUCGAUACCUUGACCACAAACGGAAAAGGGAAGCGGAAGAUAGUUCUCGUCGGGUCAAAGAAGGCGGUCAGCUUGUUCCGAAUGUCGUAAUCGCUUCAGAAUCAGUUGGAAAGGACUCACACUUUAAAGGGUCGUCGAGCUAUAAUGUCAACGAGCUGGAUAUCACGGCGUUGUUCGACACCCAGUUGCUAUCUGAAGCUGAGAAGCGGUUAUGCUACGAGAUCAGGCUGCCACCACCUCUUUAUCUGCAAAUGCAAGAGGUGAUGACAAAAGAGAUCUUCAGUGGGAAUGUUUUGAAGAAAUCCGAUGCUCAUUCAUUGUUCAAGAUCGACGCCAACAAGGUGGAUAGAGUGUAUGAUGUUCUUGUUAAGAAAGGGAUAGCACAACCAUGAAAAUGGGGAAUGAAAAAGAAGCAAAUCACUUCAUUUCAUUCUUAAGUUCUGAUUUCUUGUAUUGUAAUUUAGGCAUAACAUAAUAGAUAUAGGCUAGAAAUGAAACUUGGGUAGAGCUCAGUUCCUUUAUGUAGCUGCAGAUGGUUGAAACUCGGAAUUACCUAAAGGGGUUCUGUAUAAUGCAACCAUCCACUCUACCAAAAAUGAGAAAGAAAGGCAAAAAGCACUGAACUUCUAUUUCUUUCACCAUGCAGAAAGUACUGAAAUCCUAACACAGCUUUUACAGUCAGAA